Messenger RNA from Varroa destructor (honeybee mite), 4591 nucleotides. It is a transcript of the gene Cpsf6, whose product is annotated as cleavage and polyadenylation specificity factor subunit 6. The record is from RefSeq and is a predicted model, not a curated record. Gene Ontology annotation, molecular function: RNA binding. NCBI's taxonomy places the organism in Eukaryota, Metazoa, Arthropoda, Arachnida, Mesostigmata, Varroidae.
UUUUUUUAUUUACGCGGUAAUUUAUGGAGCGCGCGCGCGCUCUCUGUUCUAUUGUGCGUCACCCCCAUUUUGUAUACAUCAAACACUAAUCGUCGCAUAUGUCGUCGUCGUCAUCGUCAUUUGCGUCAUCGUGAUUUUUAAAGACGGCGUAAAAACCGAAACAAAUCAGCAUAGCAGCGUGAAAAUAUAUUUCCAAUUUUAGCGGCCUUUUUUUAAUUUUCCCGCGGCCACUUUUUUACUCUACCGCAAGACCACAAGAGAACGUUCUUCUUCGUCAUCUUUUUUUCUGCCUAUUUUUCUGCGAUCUUCGCACUGUAUCUACUGAUCGCCUCAAGCAGCGUUCCUUGCGUUCGGAAUAGAAGUUAAAGCAAUUUUUCGUGCUCACACCGCCGCAGCGGGGAACGGCGGCUCCAGUACGGCCAGCUUAGCUCAGUGGGCUGCAUCGAUAUGCGAGUCUGCCAUGCGCUGUCGGCUAGAAGCACCGUUGCUGCAGCAAGGGUUUCUGAUCAUUGGGCGCCUGUCUAGCACGAGGCCCAUUGGCAGCUCUCGGUCAGCCGCUAUGUCUGCUCUGGCCGCCGUUCCUAACACAGCAUUCACCCUUUCAAUCGACACACAACAGCCGCUGGAGCAGAGGAUUAGCGUUGCUCAGUGGCAGAGCGCGGCUCAAUUAUUGCCUGUUCGAGGCCUGGCGGCCGCCAUAGCACCGGCGGGCUGGAUGCGACUAUGCUGUCUGCUAACUGUUGGCUGCGCCUGGCGCUGCUGUCGCCGCCGCCGUCGCCGCCGUUACUUGAGGCUAACUGGCUGCCUGGUUGGUUGGUAGUGAGCGAGUGAGUGAGCAGAGCGUUUAAUGGUGCUGCUGCGUUGCGUAGUGUGUGGGUUGUGAUGCGGUGCGUGCUGUUGUGCUAACGACGGUGAGGUGUGCUCAAGGCAGGCGGCUCGAGUCACUGUGAGCCUUUCGUUUUUGGGCCACUGGCUUUCGCAACAACCUCUUAUACUACUAGUACUUCGACUGCUACUACAAAUAGUGCUGCAAUUGUUGUUGGCAGCUUUUAGCGUUGCUAAUUCGGGUAGAGGUCAUUUGCUGUGGUUGUCUCCCGUGUUUGCGUCUGGUUACUGGAGACGAGAGCAUAGUAGUUCGUAUCGUGUACUUCGCGUCACCACACGACCCGAUUCGGCUCCGCUCUCGUGCCGUUACUGUGUUCUUCGGCUGCUUAUAGUUUGUGCCAGUUCUGCUGCUGUCGCGCUACACGUUCGUCCGUUCAUUUGGCCACUGUACUUCGUUGCUACUACUGCUACUACUGCUGCUGCUGCUGCUGCUGCUGCUGCUGCUGUUGUUCGGCGGCUCGGUGAUGUUGUAAGAUGGCCGACGGCGACAUCGACCUAUACGCCGACGCCGAACUCGACAACGAGUUCGGCGGGGGCGCGUACGAUGAAGGCCUUGAUAAUGUUGAUCUUUACGAUGAUGUGAUCGCCCCAAGCGGUUCCUCGUCAAAGGCCGACAAGGACUCGGCGGUUGCGGGCAUCACCGGCAAGGACAAGAAAAAUGGCCUACUCGAUACACCGCCCGGAGGACCUCUGCUUGCCGCCGGCCCGGACGGGCGCGCUAAACGCGUCGCUAUGUACAUUGGUAACCUGACCUGGUGGACAACAGAUCAAGAUAUAACUGAUGCAAUCCAAAAGGUGGGUGUUCAAGACAUGAUCGAUGUGAAGUUCUUCGAGAAUCGCUCAAACGGACAGAGCAAAGGAUUCUGCGUAGUUACCCUUGGAUCGGAAGCGUCGUUCAAAACACUAUUAGAGCUCCUCCCUAAAGAAGAGUUGCAUGGACACAAUCCUAUCGUUACACCCUGUACGAGACAAAGCCUGAACCAAUUUGAGGCUGCAUGCCGUAAACCUGGCGAUCCACCGUCUCGCGACGGAUCAGCUGGUGGCAUGGAUCAUGAUGGUCCACGUGUAGGUGAUCGUGGGGAACGCCGAGGAGGUUUCCGUGAAGAGAACAACCGCUUCGGCGAUAACAAUGGUGGGGCUGGGGACAGGUUCAAUAACCGCGACAACGGCGGUGGUUUUCGAGAUAGCGGAAGCUUUCGCGAUAGUGGCGGCUUUAGGGAUGGAGGUAGUUUCCGUGAGGGUGGUGGUUUCCGGGAUGGGGGCGAUUUUCGUGAGGGUCGCGGCGGGUUCCGGGGCGGUCGAGGCGGUUUCCGUGACGGUGGCCGAGGUGGCUUCCGAGGCGCAGGGGAUAGCUAUAGAGAGGGUGGUUUUCGAGAGAAUGACAGUUUUAGAGAUGAUCGUCGUGACGGUGCCGGAGGAGGUUUUAGAGAAGGGGGUGGAUUUCGAGAUGGAGGUGGUUUCCGGGAUGGGGGCGGCUUCCGAGAUGGAGGAUUCCGUGACAGCGGCGGUUUCCGGGGCCGGGGUCGUGGACGUGGGGACCGGGGGGGCCGAGGAGGUGGUCGGUUUGUUGAUAGCGUAACAAGCCACUGGAACGAUACUGCUGGACCCCCGACGAUGGGAUUCCAGCAACAGACCAACAAUGGGCCAGCACCUAAUACCAGAGGCCCACCACCGCCUACCUUCCAAGGUCCUCCCCCCGGUGCCCCGCCCAUAAUGCCCCCACCACCAAGUAAUCUUCCUCCACCGCCGGGUGCGCCCCCCGCUGGACCGUACAGCCUUCCACCACCUGGCACUCUGCCGCCGACGAUGCCACCACCAAUUGGCGCACCGCCUCCAGGUAUGCCGCCCAUAGGGGCACCGCCCGUUCCUGGCCGGCCUCCACCGCCUUUGCCCGGAGUGCCGGGUGCACAUCUCAAUCCGGCGUUCUUCCCCGGACCGCCACCGCCAUUCGGGACAGAAUUCCCGCCUGGCGAACUGGCUCCUCCGCCAGCCAUAAGUGAUCAAGAAUUCGAAGACACGAUGGCCCGUCAUCGUGCGAUCAGCUCAUCAGCAAUUUCGCGUGCGGUAAGUGAAGCGGCUGCCGGCAACUUUGCUGCAGCUGUCGAAAGCCUAGUGACGGCGAUCUCAAUGAUCAAAUCCUCGAAAGUGGCAAACGACGAACGCUGUAAGAUUAUCAUCGCCAGCCUACAAGACACAUUACACGGCAUUGAGUCGAAGAGCUAUGGGUCGUCUUCCUCAUCUCGCGGCGAAAAACGCGGUCGGUCUCGUUCGCCGUCGAGGGGGGAUUCCCGAGCUGAACGGGAGCGAAUGGAACGUCGCGAACGGGAACGAAGGGAAGUCCGAGAUUCUCGGGAUUCUGGGAGACGCCGAGAACGCUCGCGGUCACGCGAGAGGGAUUACGAUAGGGAGUACCGCGACAGUGGAAGACAACCUGAGACCAGAGAGCGCGAACGCGACAGGUCCAGGGAACGCGAUCGUUAUCACGAUGACCGGUACUCGUCAUCAGGAUCCCACCGCGAGAGGGAUUACCGGGAGAGGGACCCCGACCGUGAGGAGCAGCGUUACCGAGAAGAACGCGAAAGGGAGAGGGAUAGGGAACGGGAUUCACGGGGGGGUGGUAGGGAAGAACGUUCAAGGGACGACAGAGAGGAUAGGUACCGCGAAAAAGAGCGAAGUAGCCGACAUGAUGAUCGGCGAUAAACAAAACCGAAGAAAUCGACUUAAACAACUUUAACAACAGCAGUAACACAACAGAAACAGCCAACUCCAGCAGCAGCGGCAGCACCCACAUCAGCUACAAAGUUCAACGCCAGCCGGAGUUUUAACCCCUACAUCCGCGACAACGACGACGCCGACAGCUACGACAUCAUCAACUACUACAGUAAGAGUAUCUGCAGCAGAAGCUACGACAAAAAAGAAAACGAUUUCAGCGUUUACAUCAACAUUGCAGCAGCAGCAGCAACAACAACAACCACAAGAUCGACGACAACUGCAUCUUGAUUGAGUUCAGCUGAUAUAUUAUCAUCAAUAUUCAGAAAAAGGAAACAACUUAAAAUAAGGGAAAAACGAACGGUAAUAGAUUUUGAUUGGUUCGCAAAAAACAUGUUGUGGGGUAAAUCGCUGCCGCCUUCAACCGAUGGAUGAUCAGGUAAUUUUGAUGGUUUUGCAUUACAACGAUGACGGUAUUCGUGAUCAGAGCAGCAGGAGUUUCUGCAGACGACUCUCCAUUCGCAUGUGGGAGACAUAUCUUGAAGUGGAGUCUCACCUGACGUACAGAGGAAAUUUCCGCGGGUAAAGCUGACCAGCGACUUCAGCAUCUGCUUGAGGAAGGAUGGCAAAUCCUACAGAAUUAUCUACACUUCAGCAGUAAACAAGGAUAAAAAGAACGCUACUGUUGUCGACUGGAAGAUUCCGACGUACGAUCCUACAUACCACAAACACGACAUACACCGACUUAACGAAUACAAACACGCAUAUAUAAGUAUAUAUAUAUAUAUAUAUAUUUAAAUAUAUAGACAUACAUACACAUGAAUACAUUCAAGAACGCCUAACGCGAAGCGUCUCACAUUUGAUGUUUAUUGCUAUUAUUAAUAACACAAACUAUAACUUUACAGAUACGAAUACUUAUGAAUAAGAAAGAUCAAUAACAACAAGCAUCAUCACCAAUGCUAAAUAUUUCUUGAAAUUCAAGUAUUAGCGUGCUUGA